Molecule: messenger RNA, 3584 nt
Organism: Chiloscyllium plagiosum (whitespotted bambooshark)
Lineage: Eukaryota; Metazoa; Chordata; Chondrichthyes; Orectolobiformes; Hemiscylliidae
Gene: cyp1b1
Product: cytochrome P450, family 1, subfamily B, polypeptide 1
Biological process (GO): hormone biosynthetic process; progesterone metabolic process
Molecular function (GO): heme binding; oxidoreductase activity, acting on paired donors, with incorporation or reduction of molecular oxygen, reduced flavin or flavoprotein as one donor, and incorporation of one atom of oxygen; iron ion binding
Source: RefSeq, a predicted model, not a curated record
AUAAACGAAAUAACGUAGGUUUGAUGGUUGCUUAGUUAUAAAAGAAUUAAUCUCCACUUCCUUCCAAGUCACUACUCGGAGAAAAACAUUGUGGUUAGACUUUGCAUGUACAAUUAAAACGAUAAGCAAACAGGCGAUGUAAAAGGAGGCGGGAGAUUACAGUCGGAAGCGUUCUCAGAUCUUGCCCAUUAACAAUCCACGGCUGGUGUCAGGUUAUCACAUUGUUCAGGGAGAGAUUACAUUUAGAUUACAUUUAAAUGGCCCCACAUCGCAACACGCACUGUUCUUGCUCUGCACGCAACAGCCAGGCGGCAGCGGGCAGACUCGGGAAGUGCAGUUGCUGCUUUUACACCGGCUGCUGCAGAGGAGGAUCCCACCAGCCCCUGUGAAUAUGCUCUCCUUUAUACAAUGCUAACACCAGUUGGAGGGUGAGCUAAAGGCAAUGACAUUGCUUUACCCCGAAGUAGGAAAAGGAGCAAAGUGCCCUUUCUGGUCCAAUUCACUGUAACCCUUCAGAGAGUUCGCCCGCUGCUGUGUGACGGUAGGACAGUGCCCCCUCCCCCCUGUAUAUACACACACAUAUAUAAGUUAGGUGACAGAAACGCUGGAGAAGCCGAGACUGCAAACAUGGUGAAUCGACUUUCUUGAGAGUUUUGUUUUGCCCGCAUUCUUCGCUCUCAUGGUACGAACCAAGUGACCCAAAUUCGUUGAUAUCGUGUGGGACUGACUGGACUUUUUCGGGCAUUUCGAGGAUCUAUUUAAAUGCAUCUGAAGCACACCAUCCCCAUCGCUGUUCAAGUGUCUUCAUUAUUUCAGGGGAUAUACUUUUCUGUGUGAUACACAGAGGGAUCGCUGCGCUGUCUCAGGGACCAGGACAUUGAAGGAAUGAUCGCCAAUCAAACGUGCGCCUUCCCCCAAGGGCUGUCUGCUAGCCCCAGUGUGCAGUGGAUACUGGCGGCCACUCUCUCUGCCCUGCUCGGGCUGCAAGCCUGUAGGUGGCUGCAGCACCAUCUGCAGCACUGCGAGCCCGGGAGCCCGCCCGGCCCUUUCCCCUGGCCCUUGAUUGGAAACGCGGCUCAGCUCGGCCGGGCGCCGCACCUCACCUUCUGCAGGCUGGCCGAGAGAUACGGCAGCGUGUUCCGUCUCAAGUUGGGCAGCCGCGCCGUGGUGGUGCUGAACAGCGAGGAGUCCAUCCGCCAGGCGCUGGUGCGACAAGGCGCCGAUUUCUCGGCCAGACCGGACUUCAGCUCGUUCGCGGUGGUGUCCAGGGGCCGGAGCCUGGCUUUCGGUCGCCACUGCGACCUGUGGCGGCUGCACCGUAAAGUCGCUCACUCCACCAUGAGGGCUUUCUGCACCGGCAACCUGGAGACCAAGAGGGUCUUUGAGCGGCAUGUGGUGUGCGAGACCCAGCAGCUGGUCAGUGUGUUCAUGGACAGGAGCCGCCUGGACCCUUACUUUGACCCAUGGCCCAGCCUGGUGGUGGCUGUGGCCAAUGUGAUGAGCGCGGCGUGCUUCGGAAGGAGGUAUAACCACAAUGACCAGGAGUUCACCUCGUUACUCUCCAAGAACCACCGCUUCGGGCAGACGGUGGGAGCCGGCAGCCUGGUGGACAUCAUGCCCUGGCUCCAGUACUUCCCGAACCCGGUGCGCAGCGUUUACCAGGACUUCAAGCAGCUCAACCGGGACUUCUACCUCUUUGUGCAGGACAAGGCUCAGCAGCACCGCCAAGAUUUCCGGCCGGACCGGCUCCGGGACAUGACGGACGCCUUCAUCCGCACCAUCGAGCACGGCGGGGUGACCAGCGACACCGGCCUGACCCUCAGCCCCGACUACGUGGACUCCACCAUCAGCGACAUCUUCGGGGCCAGCCAGGACACGCUUUCCACCGCCCUGCACUGGAUCAUCCUGUACCUGGUGUGGCAGCCCCAGGUCCAGGCCAAAAUCCACCAGGAGCUGGACAGGGUGGUGGGCAGGCAGCGCAUCCCCAACAUUGAGGACCAGCCCCGCCUGCCCUACCUGAUGGCGUUCCUGUACGAGGCGCUGCGCUUCAGCAGCUUCGUGUCCCUCACCAUCCCGCACGCCACCACCCGGCACACCCUGCUCUCGGGUUACCGCAUCGCCAAGGGCACCGUGAUCUUCGUCAACCAGUGGUCAGUCAACCACGACCCGCGCAAGUGGCACCAGCCCGAGGUCUUUGACCCUUGCAGGUUCCUCACCGAGGCGGGCACCUUCAACAAGGACCUGGCCAGCAAAGUGAUGAUCUUCUCGCUGGGCAGAAGGAGGUGCAUCGGGGACGAACUGGCCAAAAUGCAGCUCUUCCUCAGCGUCUCCCUCCUGAUGCACCAGUGCACCUUCCGGGCCAACCCCAAAGAGAAGCUCACCCUGGACUUCACUUACGGCUUAACCUUAAAACCCAAACCAUUCACCAUCAACGUGACUCUGCGUGACACACUGGAGCCUCUGAAUGUGGCUGUGCAGAGAAUCCAACAGGCCAACAGCAAUCAAUAACUGUGGGAUCUUAUCCGGCUCUUGUUAAUUCACAGCGGGAUACUAAAGGGUUACAUUUCACUUGGUUGCGCUGGUCGAGGCUUUACGUUACUGUUUUUAACCCACUCGAGUUGUGCUGUGGACCAGUUUGUACUUCUAAUAGUGGGUGAGAAGGUAACCAGGCGGGGAAAGGUUCGUGUGUACUUGCCCUAGCACCCUGUGGGCAGUAAGAAGUGAAGGGUUCUCUUUAUAAAUUGAGUUUUGUAAAAAGUAGUCCAACAGUCAGCCAUAAAGUUUGAAUAUAGCUAGGAUCGCUAGGAGCGGACUCGAUGGUCGAAUGGCUGAUGUCUGCUUCAACAUCCCUAUCGUCUUAUAGUUCGCAUCCAUCGAAAUAAAACAAGUUUUUUUUUAAUAUAAAAAAGGGCAAUAGUUUGCACUUGGCCACACUGGAUUCUGAAGUUUUAUUUUCCUCAGUCAGACCUUAAUAUCAUUAAACAGUCCCUGAAGCUGCAGAGGAGUUGGCAGUAUCAAAGGUUUGCCGAAAUAACAGUCGCUGGAAAUCCGACAGCAACUGACUGCGAGAACACCACUAAAACCUUGCAAACACGCCAAAUCUGGGCGCCACCCUUUCAGUACUGUCCUCACUGCCAUUUGCAGAUUUUCAAUCUCUGAUGAUUUGACAGACUGAUUCUCAAUCCUCGUUUCCUGGGGAAGAGUUGUACACAGUCCUGUAUCGGAACUUUGACAGAACCCAUUCCCCAGCCUCUCCUCCAGCCCGACGCCAAAAUCUCGUUUCCUCCUCAAGCUGUAAACUGUCAACUGGGGAGAAACCAGAGUCAGAAACAAACCGCGAUGGAAGCUUCCUCUUCUGACUGGUCUCCGUCGCAUUUCAGGUACAAGCAGAAAUUGCUUCGAAAUGAAUCGAUUAUCUAAGAUGGGAGAUACGUGAACAGACCCAAGAAAUAUUGUACCGCCACUUAACUAUCAUCCGAUUUUCUACUCAUGUCUUGCCACUGGAAGCAAAUUAGAUUACAUUACAGCGUGGAAACAGGCCCUUCGGCCCAACAAGUCCACACCAACCCGCCGAAGCACAACCC